This is a messenger RNA of Setaria italica (foxtail millet), 1228 nucleotides long. Its product is annotated as gibberellin 3-beta-dioxygenase 2-3. The transcript is spliced from 3 exons. Gene Ontology annotation, biological process: response to light stimulus; gibberellin biosynthetic process. The record is from RefSeq and is a predicted model, not a curated record. The coding region runs from base 1 to 1104 and encodes 367 amino acids. Gene Ontology annotation, molecular function: gibberellin 3-beta-dioxygenase activity. Lineage: Eukaryota; Viridiplantae; Streptophyta; Magnoliopsida; Poales; Poaceae.
AUGACGACCUCGCCGGCCGCCGCCGCCGCCACUCCCUGCUUCGAACUCCGGUCCGCGGAGCGCGUGCCGGAGACGCACGCGUGGCCGGGGAUCGACGACCACCCGACGGUGAAGGCGGCGGCGGGGGGUGACGCGGUGCCGGUGGUGGACCUGGGCGGCGACCCGGACGUGGCGCGGGCGGCGGCGGGGCGCGCCGCCGAGGAGUGGGGCGCGUUCCUGCUCGUCGGCCACGGCGUGGCCGCGGGAGUGGCGGCGCGCGUGGAGGAGCAGGUCGCGCGCCUGUUCGCGCUCCCGGCGGCGGAGAAGGCCCGCGCGGGGCGCCGCCCUGGGGAGUUCAACGGCUACGGUAGGGCGCCCCGGCUCAACUUCUCCAAUCACAUGUGGUCCGAGGGGUACACGUUCCCGGCGGCCGCCGUCCGCGCCGAGUUCCGCCGCGUCUGGCCCGACGCCGGCGACGACUACCUCCGCUUCUGCGACGUGAUGGAGGAGCACCACGCGGAGAUGAGGGCUCUCGGCGUCAGGCUGCUCGACAUGCUCUUCGGGGCGCUCGGGCUCACCGACGCCCAGAUCGCCGCCGGCGAGACGGAGCGGGAGAUUCGCGAGACCUUGACGGCGACGACGCACCUUAACAUGUACCCCAGGUGUCCGCAGCCGGAGCGCGCGAUCGGGAUGGCGGCGCACACGGACUCGGGCUUCAUCACGAUCAUCUUGCAGAGCCCCGUGCCGGGGCUGCAGCUGCUCCGCCGGCAGCCCGACCGGUGGGUGACGGUGCCGGCGCCGCCGGGCGCGCUGGUGGUCGUGCUCGGCGACCUCUUCCAGGUGCUCACCAACGGCCGCUUCCGCAGCGCGCUCCACCGCGCCGUCGUCAACCGGGAGCGCGACCGGAUCUCCGUGCCCUACUUCCUCGGCCCGCCGGCCGACAUGAAGGUGGCGCCGCUCGCGGCCGCCGUGCCGCCGGGGACGAAGGCUGCGUUCCGAGGCGUGACGUGGCGGGAGUACCUGGAGAUCAGGGAGAAGCAGGCGAUCAGCGUGGACGCAUCGGUGAUGAAGAUGCUGCAGGUGGCGGAGGAAGAAGAAGAGGGUGGAGUGCCUCCUAAUAACUAGCUUGAACUCCCUCAAAAAUAAAAAUAGCUAGCUUCAAUAGAGAAUGUGAGAAUAAUGUAUAGGAGCUCGAAAAUUUCAAAGUUGGAACCUUAAAGGUUAAUGUGCAGUAUGAAUGAAAUGAAAU